Molecule: messenger RNA, 261 nt
Organism: Racocetra persica
Lineage: Eukaryota; Fungi; Glomeromycota; Glomeromycetes; Diversisporales; Gigasporaceae
Source: the annotation of a GenBank genome assembly
AAGAUACUAGUCUUAGAAGUACUGCCAAAAAAAAAAGACAGUAUACACUUCACGGGACGUUUCUUUAUCGAAAACUACAAAUUGGAACUGGAAAAAGAAAGUAUACAUUUCACUGGACGUUCCUUUAUCGAAAACGACGAACUGGAAAGAAGAAAGUAUACAUUUCACGGGACGUUCUUUUAUCGAAACCGACAAACUGGAUAGAAGAAAGUGUACACUUCACGGAACGUUCUUUUAUCGAAAACUACGAACUGGAUAGCC